Messenger RNA from Adineta steineri, 1413 nucleotides. The record is from the annotation of a GenBank genome assembly. Lineage: Eukaryota; Metazoa; Rotifera; Eurotatoria; Adinetida; Adinetidae.
AUGGAAUCUGCAGCUAAUAACAUAGAAAAAAAGCGGAUCGCUACAGUACAUGAACAACAAUGGAAAUUUUCAACUCCUACGUUACCCAAAAUUAUUAUUAAAGCAUGUUCGACUGCUAUUGUUCCGUUGAUGAUCGGCACACUUACUCUUAUACUUGCUUACCAACAGCAUUAUCAAGGUAUCCAAAACCGACAGACGGAUCUUCAUAUAGCUAAAACUCAGGAACAAUUGGAGAAUGAAAAACGACAACAAGAUUUACAUAUUGCUGAAGCAAUUCAACAAGAUACAGUAUUAAACGCAUAUUUAGAAAAAGUAUCUCAACUUUUACUAAGUCAGCAAUUCAAUCUUAGUUCGAAUACACUUAAAUCAAUUAUUCGACCUAAAACUUUAACGACAAUUCGUCAAUUAGAUGCAACAAGAAAAACACUGCUUGUUAAAUUUCUCUACGAAUCAUCUUUAUUAAUGAGACAUGAGACUGUCGAUAGCCGAUGUAAAUCUUCAGAUAAGCAAGAUGUUGAUUUACAGGACGCCAAUCUAAAUGGUAUUAUAAUGGGAAGUCAAAAUAUAGAGACCGAACGUGUUAACUUAUUUCGUAUAUCGCUUUCCAAAGUUACACUUAUUAAUUCUUCGUUUACUUUCUGUUUUUUGAACUGUGCAAACUUCGAGCGAUCUAUAUUAGAUGGUAGCUCGUUUCGUAAUUCUCAUCUUAGAGAUACAAAUCUAAUUCGUACUUCGUUAGCUUAUACAGAUUUUACUGGAGCAACAUUGUCAGGUUCUAAUUUGGACUUAGCUAAUUUGACUGGAUCGAAUAUACUUGACUCACAACUUGUUGAUGUUGACUCAUCAGACCGAACUAUUUUACCUAAUGGAACAAUUGCACAUAUGUACAAUCUUGUACACAAUGGUGAUGCUAGGAAUUGUACACUCAAUCAUUGGUCUAUUUAUCCUGUCGAUUCUGUUAAAGUAGUUCCAGCUAGUGAUAACAGAAUUGAUGGCUGUAGGUUUCAAGUUAUCUCGAAUCGCUCUGAUAAAAUACACAUGGUGCAAAAAAUUAAUGAUGAGAUGAUGGAUAAUCUUAUAAAUAAGGGUCGUCAAAAUUUCGAAGUACGUUUUCGCAUAGGUGGAAACACAACUGGAACGCAGAGUUGGACCGAUAGUUUUCCGAUUUUUCUCAAUGUUUCUGAGAGAACAAGUAAAGAACAUUUCCUUGAGAUAGCUUUCAGUACUCGUCCAAGUUCAUAUUCAAUAAACAAAAUGGCUACAUUUCAUCAAUAUAGUCUGAUAACUGAAUAUUUUAUGUGGAACAACGACCGAUCUCUUGAACUAGUUGUUAGUUUUCCUAAUGGAACACUAUUUGAUAAUAUUGAAUUGUAUUUAGAACGUGAUAUUAUUUUAAAAGAUCGAUAUGCUUAA